AUGACUGAAGUUAAUAACAAGUCUGUUAUAAAUGAAGCAAUGGUUAAAGAUAAUAUCAGCGGAGCUGGGACGACCAAUGUUCACCUGUCUCAAGAAUUACAUGAAAGUAUUGAAACAGUGAUCAAUAUUGUUAGUCAAGUAUCAGAUAAAAAAAAUUCAGAUUUCUCUCCGCCAAUUACUGGAGAUAGUGAAACCCAAGAUUCAGCAAAAUAUUAUAAACAUGAUAGCAAACCUGGAUAUUUCUCAGCAACAUAUUCCAUGCAAAGCUAG
Messenger RNA from Cetraspora pellucida, 270 nucleotides. NCBI's taxonomy places the organism in Eukaryota, Fungi, Glomeromycota, Glomeromycetes, Diversisporales, Gigasporaceae. The record is from the annotation of a GenBank genome assembly.